AUGUCGCCUACGCUGAAAACUAAAGGAAAGGAAUCCGGGACUGCGCGUGUAUUAGGCUCUGGUGCUUCCGGCGUUGCCGAGCUGCUCGUGUUCCACCCCGUGGAUACGAUUGCGAAGCGACUGAUGAGUAACAAGGCAAAGGUUUCAUUAAGUGCCCUUGGCCCAAUAAUCUUCCGCGAACAUGCGAACGCGCCCAUCUUUAAACGUGCUUUGUCUCUGUUCCCGGGGCUAGGAUAUGCAGCAGGCUACAAGGUGUCCCAACGGAUAUACAAGUUCGGCGGGCAACCGUGGUUCAACGACUUACUCGUCACGAACUACAAAACUCAGUUCACAAACGCCUUUGGCGAAAAGAAGGGAAAACUGAUGAUGCAGGCCACAGCAGGAAGCCUGACUGGAAUCGGUGAAGUCCUUCUUCUGCCUCUGGACGUGCUCAAGAUCAAGCGCCAAGUGAACCCAGAAGCCUUUAGAGGAAGAGGACUCCUCAGGAUUGUUACCGAGGAGGGGACAUCGCUGUACCGAGGGUGGGGCUGGACGAUGGCCCGAAACGCCCCCGGGAGUUUUGCGCUAUUCGGGGCGUCGGCAUUUACGAAAGAAGUUGUCCUUGGCAUAGAGGAUUACUCGAAGGCAACAUGGGUCCAAAAUUUCGUUGCAUCCGUGGCAGGUGCUGUUGCAUCCAUCACCAUCGCUGCUCCACUCGACGUUAUCAAGACCCGUAUUCAAAACGCUAACUUUGAGAGUAAAGUUAGCGGCGUAACGGUUCUUAAGGAAUUGUUGAAGAACGAGGGGCCCUCGGCAUUAUUCAAAGGAUUAACACCCAAGAUAUUGGUUGUUGGGCCAAAACUCGUUUUUAGUUAUACACUGGCACAGACCCUCAUACCAAUGUUUGGGAAAUAUGUCUAG
This is a messenger RNA of Cantharellus anzutake, 900 nucleotides long. Its product is annotated as mitochondrial carrier domain-containing protein. Bases 1 to 900 code for a protein of 299 amino acids. Gene Ontology annotation, cellular component: mitochondrion. The transcript is spliced from 7 exons. Lineage: Eukaryota; Fungi; Basidiomycota; Agaricomycetes; Cantharellales; Hydnaceae. Gene Ontology annotation, molecular function: guanine nucleotide transmembrane transporter activity. The record is from RefSeq and is a predicted model, not a curated record.